CGUCAAGCAAUUUCUCUCAAUUGUCCAUAGCCUGAGCUUCCACAAUCCCUAAUCCUCGCAAACAAACUCCCACCAUUUUCUCUCUCUGUCUCUCGUUUAAUUUCCCCCGUCUCCCCUUUCCCGGUUUCUCCUUUCUUCUUCUUCUUCUUCUUCUUCUUCUUCCUGUGUUGUUCUUCUGGAUGUCAAACGACGAAAACCCAACACCUUUUUGAUCGGAAACCCCCUUUUGCAGCAAAGAAACUUGGCCCUUUCCCUUCUUCGCUGCCUUCAUUACCAUUCCGCUCGUUUUCUCUUUGUCGGACUCCGGAGCUGCUACGGCUGUGGGAACUUGAAUGAUUUCAUUCCCGAUUCGUCGACCACGCACUUGCAGACCAUUUCCUGGAUUGAUCGUCGUUUCCGUUUUAGGGUUUUGAUAAUCAGACUACCCGUAGUAUAUUUCCAAUUUGGCAAUCGCUAGGGUUGCUUCCGUAUUCCUCUUGAUUUUUCGUCUUUCCAUCUGGGUAGAUUUAAGUAGCUACUUUUUGGUAUUAUCAAUUUUCGGGUACGAAAUUUUCGAUUGCCAUAUCACUAAGUACCCUAAGGUCACUGGAGAUAGGUUGUGCUAAGUUGUUGCUUUCGUUUCUUCGCUUCAAGGAAACAACAUUUGUACCCUAACACCAUCAAGCAGGAAAGAUUUCUCUUUUGAAGCCUUAAGUGGACGGGUCAGCCACAAUCUACGAGCUCUUGUUUGGUGUCUCUCUUGAUGGUUCUGCUGUUCUGAGUGUUUAUUGGAGGGAGAAAGUUUGGUUUUUGGCCGAUACUAGCUGAAGGUAGAUAAAGUGUAACUGCAUGGGCGAGCAUGAAACGGCGCAGUCACAGCCACCUACUGGGCUCUUGCCAAACGGCCUACUUCCUAAUGAAGCGGCCUCCGUGAUGCGAGUGCUUGACUCGGCCAGAUGGUCGAAAGCUGAAGAGAGAACCGCUGAACUCAUAGAGUGCAUUAAGCCCAAUGAACCGUCUGAGAACCAACGUAAUGCCGUUGCUAGUUAUGUGCAGCGGCUUAUUAUGAAGUGCUUUCCUUGUCAGGUCUUCACUUUUGGGUCUGUUCCGCUUAAGACUUAUUUGCCGGAUGGUGAUAUUGACUUGACAGCCUUCAGUAAGAAUCAGGAUUUGAAAGAUACAUGGGCUCAUCAGGUUCGUGAUAUGCUGGAGAAUGAGGAGAAGAAUGAGAAUGCUGAAUUCCAGGUUAAGCAAGUCCAGUAUAUUCAGGCAGAGGUGAAACUUAUUAAGUGCCUUGUGGAGAACAUUGUAGUAGAUAUAUCAUUCAACCAGCUUGGUGGGCUGUGCACACUCUGUUUCCUUGAAGAGGUUGAUCAUAUGAUAAAAGAUGAUCAUUUAUUCAAGCGAAGCAUUAUCCUUAUAAAGGCCUGGUGUUAUUAUGAGAGCCGUAUAUUGGGUGCUCACCAUGGUCUGAUAUCAACAUAUGCACUGGAAACCCUGGUUCUAUACAUAUUCCAUGUUUUCAACAAAUCGUUUGCUGGACCACUUGAGGUCCUGUAUCGUUUCCUUGAGUUCUUCAGUAAGUUUGAUUGGGAUAACUUCUGUGUCAGCCUUUGGGGUCCAGUACCCAUUGGUUCACUUCCAAAUGUGACAGCCGAACCACCUCGGAAGGAUGAUGGAAAGUUACUGCUUGCCAAAUCAUUUCUUGAUGCCUGUGGCUCGGUAUAUGCAGUUUUCCCGAAUGGCCAAGAAAGUAAUGGCCAGCCUUUUAUCUCCAAACACUUCAAUGUCAUUGAUCCUUUGCGUGCUAACAACAACCUAGGGCGCAGUGUUAAUAAAGGUAACUUCUUCAGGAUUCGUAGUGCAUUUGCUUUUGGGGCAAAGAAGCUUGCUAGGUUACUUGAGUGUGACAGUGAGAACAUACACUUCGAAGUGAAUCAGUUUUUCCAAAAUACCUGGGAAAGACAUGGAACUGGUCAUCGUCCUGAUGCUCCGCUCAAUGGCUUUUGGCAAUUGAGACCGUCAAAUCAUGCUUACUUGAUUGGCUCAGAGAAGAAUCUCCAAAAUAUUGCGAGUGUCAAAUCUGGAAGUCAAGAAGGUCAAAAUAAUGCAUUGCAUGGGCCCUGUAUUGUUCCAUUCCAGCAUGGUAAUCACGCCCUGGAAAGCACAUCGUUGAGUAGUGAUGUUGCCACAGUAUCUCGAACACAAAGUCAAAAGAUGAAUGUAAAGCACAGUUUAAGAACUUCUGAUCAGGUUCGAAGAGAAAUCAGCACAAAUCAUUUUGUUCAUGCCGAAAAGAAUCUGAGCAGUUCUAAACCAGACAGCUUGGUACGCGAUUUACAAGGAAGGUAUCUUUUUGCAAGGACACACUCAAGUCCUGAGCUUACACAUACCUGUAACAAAGUUUCUUCACAAGCAAGGAGUGGUGAAGUUCCCGAAAGUGCAAAAGGCCAGACAACAGCACUUAGUUUUGACAAUAUCAAGAGGCAAGACACUGAACAUGAAAACUUGUCAAGGAAUGACGAUCUUUCAUCACUUAAGUGCAGUUCACCUCACCAGAGUCCUGAUGCUGCUGUAUCCAAUAGUUACCAUGAUGACUCGGUCAUGGGUGGCACACGUGAUGAAUUUUCUUCUCUUCUAGGUAUGCACGGGAUGCAUCAGGAAGAACAAGAUCUUGUCAACAUGAUGGCUUCUUCCAGUAGCCUUGGUUUUAAUGGACAAGUUCAUCUUCCACUGAACUUAGCUUCCGGUCACGUACCCUUCCCUAUACCACCUUCUGCUCUAGCUUCUAUGGGAUAUCUGCCAAGAAAUUUGGGUGGAAUGUUACCCACAAAUAUUCCAUUGAUGGAGUCUCCUUGGGGUGCAAACAUGCAAUUUCCCCAGGGUUUGGUUUCUUCUCAUUUGACCCACUAUUUUCCGACAGUAGGACUGACAUCAAGUCCAGAAGGUUCAGUUGAACAUUCGAAUGAGAAUUUUGGUAAUGUGGAAUCGAACCCUGGGGAGGCUAACAAUGAGUUUUGGCAUGAACAUGAAAGGGUUUCAGUUGGUGGCCAUGAACUUGAUAAUGGAAGUUUUGAGAUGGAAACAUCUGAUGAUAAGCAGCAAUCUACAUCGGGUCGGUAUAACUUUGGUUCAUCUAGAACAGGUGGCUCUGGUAAUACCUCUUCUAGAGUUCAGCCGAAGUUCACAAGGGGAUCCCUGCAUUCAAAUCAGGGUGAACUAGCAGAAAACUUUCUGUACACGGAGAACAAAGGUGAUGAAGUUCUCUUUGAUGAAAGGCUCACAAGUUCAAGUUCGUUUCCUUCUAUGCCAAGUAAUUCUGUAAGAAGUACAGCUUCUUCUGAGAGUUCAUGGGAUGGAUCAUCUGUAAAGACGAAGUCGGCAAGGGAAAAGAGAGGGAGGAAGACCUCGACUACUGUGGCAUCUGUAGUUCAUGUGAAAGGUAAAAGUAUAAAUGAAAGCUCCUCCAGCCAGGUGGACGAUGACAGCAAAGAGUGGAGCUCCCAGUUAUCAACUAGUCCUGAGAUUGUUGAAAGAGGCUUGGGGCCUCCAGCUACUGGUGUCUCAAUGCAUCAGGUUCCUGGGUUUGAGUUGGCGCAAACAAGUGGAUCUGAUCCAGUAGUGCCUAUUCCUCCAGUGCUAUUGGGUCAUGGUGCACGAUUUUAUCCUACGGGACCUCCUGUUCCAUUUGUUACAAUGCUUCCCAUUUAUAACUUCCCAGCUGCAGAGAGGGGAACUUUUGAGGCCUCAAUAAGUUCAGAGGAGGGCAUGAAUAACAUUGAUCCUUUUCAGAAUGGUGAUUUACUUGAGGGACAUCAUUAUCAGUCUGAAGUUCCAAGUCCUAGUAGUACUUCGAUGAGAGUUGCUGCCUCACUUGAGGCAUUUGAGCACAAGUCUGACAUCCUCAAUAGUGAUUUUGCUAGUCAUUGGCAGAACUUGCAAUAUGGACGGUUUUGCCAGACUUCACGGCUCCCUACUCCAGUUGUCUGUCCACCUGUUGCGGUACCACCUGUACAUUUACAGGGUCGUAUCCCAUGGGAUGGUCCUGGAAGACCUGUUUCGCCAAACAUGAAGCUUCUCAGUCAGCUAAUGGGUUAUGGACCCCGUAUCCUUCCAGUCGCUCCCUUGCAAGCUGUUUCCAGUAGACCUGCUGGUGUCUAUCAACAUUAUGUCGAUGAGGUGCCAAGAUAUCGCGGUGGAACUGGAACCUACCUUCCAGACCCUAAAGUGUCAGUCAGGGAUCGGCAUACCACAAACUCUUCCAGAAAGGCGAACUAUAACAACUUUGAUAGAAUUGAGCACCAUGGUGAUUAUCGAGAAGGGAACUGGAAUACUUCGAAGUCAAGAGCCUCUGGGCGCAGUCACAGUCGCAACCAAGCUGACAAGUCAAGUAGUUCAAGGCUCGACAGAUUAUCAGCCACAAGUGGGGGCAGCAGAUCAGAGAGGACAUGGGUCUCACACAGAUACGACAACCCCACUUCUCCUGCCGAACAGAUCGAGUUUGGUUCCCUUGGGCCUAUGGGGUCUGCCGAGCUGUCACAUUCUAAUGUGGACCAAAGACUUCAUAGCAGUGCAGCAGCUCAACUGUCUUCACCAGAUCAGCCUUCUUCUCCUUACUAUCUUCAGAGGUAG
Molecule: messenger RNA, 4611 nt
Organism: Linum tenue
Lineage: Eukaryota; Viridiplantae; Streptophyta; Magnoliopsida; Malpighiales; Linaceae
Source: the annotation of a GenBank genome assembly